Molecule: messenger RNA, 888 nt
Organism: Aureobasidium vineae
Lineage: Eukaryota; Fungi; Ascomycota; Dothideomycetes; Dothideales; Saccotheciaceae
Source: the annotation of a GenBank genome assembly
AUGUUUUACGACCUAAAUGUCGACUACAAUCCGUCGACCAGCGACGCUGAGUUGUCCAAAACUCUGGCUUUUCUCAGCGAGUGUUACAAUUCCUGUGCGAUCCCAGAUCCACUGCCGUUCAAGACGCCCGCUUCCUUGACCAUCCUCCGUCGCUGCACUCUGAUCCUGUCCGAAUCAGCCACCAACAACCGUCUGGGCGCUCUAUCGAACAACUACGACAUCCUGGCUUUGCGCCCUGUCGACGAAAAGACCUUUCAACAUGCCUGCGGCACCGCUGAUUGCGACCUAAUAUCUCUCGACCUUACCCAACGGUUGGGCUACCACUUCAAGUUCAAGACCGUGUCUGAGGCAGUCAAGCGUGGUGUCCGCUUCGAGAUAGCAUAUAGCCAGCCCUUGUUGGCCGACCCCGCCGCCAAACGCAACCUCAUCAGCAAUGCGACCGGCUUGAUUCGCGCGACCCGAGGCGGUCGUGGUAUUAUCAUCAGUAGCCAGGCCACCAAGGCUGUCGGCUGCCGCGCACCCUGGGACGUUGUCAAUCUAGCUGCUAUCUGGGGACUCGCUCAAGAUCGCGGCUAUGAAGCUGUCAGCAAAGAGGCCAGGAGUGUCGUCGUCAGUGCCAAAUUGAAGAGGACCAGCUUCAGAGGCGUGGUGGAUGUCGUGUAUGGCGGCGAGAAGCCUGCAGCAAAAGAGCAAUACGAGAAACAGGGUCGGAAAGACAAGUCUAAGGUUGCCCUUCUCAAGGACAACGGCGCGAAGAAGAGAAAGGCCGAUGAAGUGGAAGAAACAACGACAGAUGGCUCGGAAAAGCCCCUUUCAAAACGAGAGCAAAAGAGAAGAGCCAAGGCUAAGAUGGAGAGUCUGGGUCAAACCACUACUCCAGCACCAUGA